Messenger RNA from Stegostoma tigrinum, 6883 nucleotides. It is a transcript of the gene parvaa, whose product is annotated as parvin, alpha a. The coding region runs from base 455 to 1570 and encodes 371 amino acids. Gene Ontology annotation, molecular function: actin binding. NCBI's taxonomy places the organism in Eukaryota, Metazoa, Chordata, Chondrichthyes, Orectolobiformes, Stegostomatidae. The record is from RefSeq and is a predicted model, not a curated record. The transcript is spliced from 13 exons. Gene Ontology annotation, biological process: substrate adhesion-dependent cell spreading; actin cytoskeleton organization; cilium assembly. Gene Ontology annotation, cellular component: cytoplasm; actin cytoskeleton; focal adhesion.
ACAAAACCCCCUUCACUUUGGUUUUCGAAGCUGCUGCCUACCACAUUUUCGUUUGAAAAUAAAAGCUCCCCUUUGUUGAUGCAGGGCUUUGAGAUAAAAUCUGCUUUAGCAACUUUUGUUAGGGGAGUGUGUCAAUUGUAAUGACAGAAAUGGCGAUGAUAUGACUAUUUGUUUUUGAUUUUUGUUCUUUCGGGCCAGUCUGAGAAGAAGCUGGGCUGAGAGUUUCACGCAGAGCAGAGAUUUCAGUGGGAGUGGUAGGAGAGACACAGGCGCAGUCUCGCCCUGCAGCGUUGUGUUUAGAUUCUCGCUGCCUCAUAGCCCUGGAAUUCAGGACUCGCCGAGAAUUCUGUUUCCGUCCAGGGUUUUUUUUAUCCCCCCUUUCCUCUCUCUCGGCUAAAGGUGUAGCGCGUACCCAUCAGUCUGCACAAACAUUCGUCCCCGCUGAUCCGGACAAAUGGCCAGUUCACCCCAGAAAUCCCCAUCCAUCCCGAAGUCCCCCGUCCCGAAAUCCCCCGGCUCCAGGAAAGAGGAUUCCUUCCUGGGUAAACUUGGAGGAACUUUAGCCAGAAGAAAAAAGGCCAAAGAAGUAUCAGAACUGCAGGAAGAAGGGAAAAAUGCCAUCAACUUGCCACUCAGUCCCAUUCCCAUCGAGUUGGAUCGUGAGGACACGAUGCUGGAGGAAAAUGAGGUUCGGACGAUGCUUGACCCAAACUCAAGACAUGACCCUAAACUACUCGAACUGAUGAGGGUUUUAAUUGACUGGAUCAAUGAUGAGCUGGUAGAAGAGAGGAUUAUUGUGAAGGAUUUGGCUGAAGAUCUCUAUGAUGGGCAAGUGCUACAGAAGCUGUUUGAGAAACUGGAGGGUGAAAAACUGAAUGUAGCUGAAGUGACGCAGUCGGAAAUUGCCCAGAAACAGAAACUGCAGACCGUUCUGGAAAAAAUCAAUGAAACGCUUAAACUGCCACCCAGAAACAUCAAGUGGACGAUUGAUAGUGUUCAUAUGAAGAGUCUGGUUGCCAUUCUCCACCUAUUGGUUGCAGUUUCCCAAUACUUCAGGGCUCCAAUCCGACUCCCGGAUCACGUCUCUGUUCAAGUGGUGGUUGUCCAGAAAAGAGAGGGAAUUCUGCAGUCUCGGCAUAUCCAAGAAGAAAUCACUGGCAAUACUGAAGCUUUGUCAGGGAGACAUGAAAGGGAUGCCUUUGAUACUCUGUUUGAUCACGCGCCCGACAAGCUCAAUGUUGUCAAAAAGACACUGAUCACAUUUGUGAAUAAACAUCUGAACAAAUUAAACCUGGAAGUUACAGAAUUAGAGACACAGUUUGCUGAUGGUGUCUACUUGGUGCUCCUUAUGGGACUCGUUGGGAACUAUUUUAUACCUUUGCACAACUUCUUUCUCACCCCAGACAGCUUUGAACACAAGGUCCAUAAUGUGUCCUUUGCAUUUGAGCUGAUGCAGGAUGGAGGUUUGGAGAAACCGAAGCCUCGAUCGGAAGAUAUCGUGAACUGUGACUUGAAGUCUACCCUGCGUGUACUCUACAACCUGUUUACCAAGUACAGGAAUGUAGACUAACCUGAGGGCAGGUGGUUCUCUCCAGGAACCUGAAUACUAUGCUGUCAUAGCAACACCAACUUCAUUUCCAGGAGCCCUCUUCCAGCAGUGGGCUGAACAGCUAAUCACUCUCAUCUUGUAAUAUUCAAACCGUGGUAUUUCAAGAUUCUUUGUCGGUUACAAGAUUGCUAGUCCUUUAUAAAUAUAUACACACACACACACACACACACACACACACACACACACACACACACACACACACACACAGUACCUAGUGAAAAGCACUUGAACUACAAAAACUAGAAUCAAAUUGGACUCAGCGAACACCAGUACGUUGAAGGUUAAGAUCCUGAUGAGAAAUAAAAUUCAAUUAAUGUGGAAUCUGACAUUGGAGGUUUUUGAAAAUGCCUCUGAUACAAAUACCAAAGAGCUGUUGAUGCACUGAAGAGUUUCCCAGAUCCAAUUUGACAGCCAAUAUUUCAAAAUUGCCAUUAUCCAGUGAAAUCAAAGUUACAUUGUGUGUUUAAUGUUAUUAUUGAUCUUUUGUGUAUACAUCAAUUGGGACGGAAUUCUUGGAUAUUGAGGAACGUCAGAAAUAGCAGGAGAAGACAAUUCAGCCCUUCGAGCCUGUUUCACAGUUUAAUACAAUCAUGGCUAAUCUCAGCAUGGUUUCAUCUCCAGGAAGAAAGUACCCACAUCAAAAUUAACCUACUCUUGGUCUUCAAGAGCUAAUCAGAUUGUUUCCCUGUGUAAUGUUACAAAAAUCUUAAAUGUAGAGAUUCUACAAUGAACAUGUGGAUAGUUUGAACAUUCAUUGAUAUUAAACUUUAUUUAAUUUAUAUUCUGCUGCAAUACAAAGUCGUGGUGGCUUUGUCCUUACAGAACUGGCUCUUGUCAUGAAUUCAAGUCCCACCAAUAUAAGGUGAAAACUGAAUUCAAUAAAUUUGGUGUCUGGUUACAAGAAAGAAAAGUGACCAUUAAAUAUGUUGUUUUGACAUUUUAAAAAAAAACAACUGUUAAUGUCCCUCAGAAAGAGGAACCUGACACCCUCACCCAGUGAGGUCUGGGCAUGACUACAAUCUCAAAUAACAGAUUGACCCUCUGAAGUGGCCUAGCAACCCAAUUAAAAUUAAAAUUCUGGAAAUCUGAAAUAAAAACACAAAAUAGUGUAAAAACUAAGCUGGUCUGACAGCACCUGUGGAAAGCGAAAUAUAGAGUUAACAUGUCUAUCACUAUGACUCCUCUUCAGAACCCCUUCCACCUGGAUUACUGUGUGCAGUUUUGAUCUCACAUGAGAGGCACAUAUUUACCUUGCAGGGAUGUGCAACAACAAAAAAAUGACUCGACAAGUUCCUGGACAAUGGGCUUUUCCUAUGAAGAGAGCUUGUGUCCAGUUCAGAAUUUCCUGAAGUUUAGGAGAAUGAGAACCAAUCUCAUUCAAUCAUUUUUAAAAAAAUCUCCGGAAAUUGACAAAAUAGAUUCAGUGAGGCUGUUUGUCUGGUUUGGAAUGAUAGAACAUGGGGUCACAAACUCAGAAUAAGGAGUCGUCCAUUUAGUAUGGUACGAGAGAUUUCUUCAUUUUAAAGGAUUGGAAUCUUUGGAGUUUCUAACCUGGAAAGCUUUGGAUGCUGAAAUGAUAUUCAAGGUGGAGGUUUUUGGAUACAAAGGUAAUUAAAGAAUUUAGAGAGAGUGUUCAGGUAGAAUCACAAGCAUGUUAUAAAAUAUUGAGUAAGGUGAAAUAUCUUUUCAUAAAUUUCAGUUAUUCUUGCAUUAGUAGUCAUCAAAUUAGGAGCGGGAGUAGGUAAUUUGGCCCUUUGAGCCUGCUCUGCCGUUGAACAUGAUCGUGGCUGAUCUUAUCCUGGUCUCAGCUCCACUUUCCUGCCUGCUCCCCGUAGCCCUUUCACCACUCUUAUCAUCAGAAACAUAUUUGAAUCUGUUGAUUGAUUCUGCCUCCACUGCACUCUGGAACUACUUCUGAGAGAAGUAGUUUCUCCUCCUCUCUGUAUCUUGUUCCGCAAGGGAGGACAUCUGUUCAACGUCCACCUUAUCGAUCCCUUUAGGCAUUUUAUACAUCUCAAUCAUAUCCCUCAUUCUUUUGAACUCCAGUGAGUACAAGCGCAAGCUAUUCAACUCCUCAUAUGACAGCCCUUUCAUCCAUGGAUCAGCCUGGUAAAUCUCCAACACAUCCAUCCUCAAGUAAGGAUGCCAAAACUGGACACAGUACCCCAGAUGUGGUCUCAACCAUGCCUUAAAUAAUUUGUAACAAUGCCUCUUUACUUUCAUAAUCCACUCCUGGUGCAAUAAAUACCAAAAUUCUGUUUGCCUUUUUUUAUUACAUGCUGCACCAGCAUACCCACCUUCUGCGAAUACUGCACAAGGAUACCCAGAUCCCUUUGCACUGAUGCACUUUGAAUCUACUUCCCGUUUAAAUAAUAAUUCACUGUUUUAUUUUUCCAGCCAAAAUGGACAACCUCACACUUAUCCACAUUAAACUCCAUCUGCCAGACUCUGGCUCAUUCUCCUAGUCUAUCAAUAUUCAUCUGUAAACUCUAUCUCCUCAUCACAGCCUGCUUUCCCAUCUAUUUUUGUGUCGUCCAUGAAUUUUGCUGUUACCCCUCUGUCCCUGCUUGCAGUUCUAUUUAUAUCUGAAAUCCAAAACAUCUGAAUCUCAAGAUCAAUAUUUGUUCAACUCCAUUUGUAUAAAAUUUUAAUGUAAUUUACAAAAGAACCAGAAUGGAGAUGGGCCAAAAAUGUUUUUGUGUUGUGGCAUCACUUUAAAUGGCAGUAUAAGUAGAUUCAAUGACAAUGUUCAAAAGGGAAUGGGAUUUAUCUUUGGAGGUAGACCAUCUGACAUGAAAAUAAACCAUUUGGUCUCUGCUGAUAUCGAUGUUCCAAAAAUCCCUUCUUCAUCUACUCCUGCUCCUUUUUCUCUAACUACAUUUACUCAGUUUAUCCUUAGAUAAAUAGUGUGGAUGCAUUUUGACCUUGUCAUAUGGUAUGAAUUUCAACAUUUCUAGCAACGGAAUAAUUUGCAGGGCUAUGGGUGACUCUUUCCCUGCUUUAAGUUUUACUGGACUUGAAAUUCCAAACGUGUCAGAUUUUUAUCAUGCUCUAUUAAAAUAGUUUGUGUGUAGAUUUUUCAGAGUCUCUCUGCCUCUGCCCAAAAGAAAAUUCAGCAAAGUCCAGAUAAAACAUUGAAAUAAAUGGAGCGAAUUGUUAAUGCACAAAGCUUUUCCUUCAUUGAUCUCCUGAUGGUCCCAAAGCAGUCAGGCCUAACCACCAGCAUCAAGGCAGGCUGUGUCCUCUCCGUGUCUCAAUAUUCAACAUUUAGUUAAAAAUCUUGGGCUUUGCAAUGAUGUGAAAUGUAAUUUUUUUUAAAUUUGCCAUUAAAGAUAGAAAAAAUAAAAUCCACAAAGUCAUGGCUAUUGGUCAGAGACAAUAGGGUUAAUGAGAGUGAGGUUGAGGUGGGGAGAGACUGGAGCUGUAACUAUUGUUGACAAGCGAUGGAUAUUUUAAGAGGGCUCAAUCUGUUUUUUAUUUGUAAGACAAAGUACUGUUCCUUUUUUGUCUCUUUACGAGGAGUUGAUCCAGGGCACAAAUAACUGAAUUUAAUCCUGCUUCAGAUAUUAUGACAGUACAAUAUAUUAAAUGGCAGCUGCUGUACAGGAAACACAAUCAGGAUAUCACCCUAAUAAUUCCAGCAAGUAAAUUGCACUUGUCCAGAAAGACAGUGAUAGACUCUGGAAUCUUCCAAGACUCCUCCAUUCCAUUUUAUUUUUGCAGCCGCUUCUCUCUGAAGUUGGAUGUGGACAGUGUAUCUCUGUUUCAGCUACAUAUUAUUUGAAAGACAUUUUUCAAACCCAUUUUAAUAACACAAACAAGCCUCUGAUUUGAUAAUUAUGGUGUAUUAGAGCUUAACACAACAUUAUUCAGCACUUAUGAGAAAGCUGGGUCAUUGACAAUAAUGUAGAAUAAUGAAUGGCUUGAAGGGAGUUGUAACGUAAUUGAGAGUUUGAGAUGACAUUGUAAACCAUGAGAGUGAAACAUGGCAAGUUUUAUAUGAGACAUCUGAUCUGGAGAUUGCGUUUGUGCUGUGGGCACCUGCAGGAAGGAUGAAGCGGGGAGAUAGAAUGAGAGUGGGGGAGAUGCAGGAUUUAUGCUCUUUGUCUGUCUCUGUGUAUUUUCUGUCUCUUUCUAUGACUGUUGCUUACCUGCUCUCUCUGUCUUCUUUCUCUCCUCUCUCUCCCUCUCCCUCUUUGUCUCUUAACUGGGUUCUGCAUUGUGAUUUAAUAAUGGUCUCGUUUAUGUUUUCACAAAAUGUAUUUAUUAAUGUGCAUUGGCCAUGAUAGACCAGGGUUUUGUUCUGAAUUUCAAAGAAGAAGGCACUUGAGAUGGGACAUAAGGGGAUAAUGAGAUGCUCCGAAGUUACCCUUCUCGCUGCCACUCCAUUCUUUCAUACUUGCAAAGACAGUAAGUUAAAGUUUGAGUACGAACUCCAGAAUCCAGUUUUAAAUUCCCUUUAGUCAAUGUGGUACAAUAUUAGUUUCCUUUUAAACUGUUCAAGAAUGUCAUUAGUCUUAUACUUCUGUGUUAACCAUGUAGUCACUGCACAGUGCAAACAGCAUACCCCAUGUUCAAUGACAACAGCCAGCCCAUAGCACAGGCUAAUGUAGGUAAGCAUAUGUAUGAUACCCAACAUCGCCUGAGUAACAGUAUGCUGGGUUGCUAGGCUAUUUCUUGCAAUUAGAUGUUAGCUUUGGAUUUUUAAUAUAUUAUAAUAAUCUUGUUAACAUAACUUUUUUUUCCCCACAAUGGACACAAACAGAAUUAAAUUUAGAUCAAAGGAGUUUUUAUGCAUUCAACCUUAUUCCAAAUUGUGCUGUUGCUUUAUUGUCAAUUCUGACUGUGUGGAUGCAUAUAUCACUUGCUUCUCUCAUCACAGCAUUGAAUAGAAGCAUCAGAUUAAGCAGUCUUUCAUGUGGUGAUGUUAAUAUUUGAAGCAUUUACUACAUAUUCCUACACAGGCAAAAGAACAUUGUUAUUGUGGUAUGAUCAUGUAAAAAAUGAAAAGAAAUUCUGAAUAGGUUGUAAAUUGUACCCUUAAUAUCUGAACUUCUGAAUGCUGGAAUGAAAUCUAAUAUGAGACACAAGUGAAAACUCCAAAGCAUUCUUCCCUUCUGAUAGUUAUGCAUCACCUGAUGCACAGCUAUGCAUAAGUCUAUGGUCUCUUCACAAUGACAUUGCACCAGAAUGUGGUUCAGGAACUGAAGGCAAAGCUGUUACAAAGUUUAGUAAAUUUCCUGCAUUUACUAAUAAAGUUCGUUCAUUGUUUUA